This is a messenger RNA of Ilex paraguariensis (yerba mate), 456 nucleotides long. The record is from the annotation of a GenBank genome assembly. NCBI's taxonomy places the organism in Eukaryota, Viridiplantae, Streptophyta, Magnoliopsida, Aquifoliales, Aquifoliaceae.
AUGGCUUCCCUUUUUUCCUUCUCUGCAUCUGUUCAGUUCAAUGAUCCAGAUUGGUACUUUUGGUUUCCUCUAUAUGCCACCGCUGCGACUGUCAAUUUGGUCAACGGGGUAUUUGGGUACCAAAGAAUCAGAAAAAUGGUCCAAUUUGCUCUUUGGCUUGGGGUGUUCUUGUUUAUCAAGGUUGAAACUGAAGAUUUUGUUCAUGGUAUUGCUGGGUUUUGGUCACUGGAUAUGAGGGAGAGAGUGGUUCGAGAGAAGGUUGGAAGUGGACUUGUAGUUAGUUCCAUGUUUCUACAGCUGCAAGCACCAUCAAUUCCAAACUAUCCCACAAAGGGGACAAAAGUGGAUGCUGCAAAAUAUGCUGAAUAUGGUAAANUUCUUUUUAUGUGUUUUGGCAUUUUUUUUUUUGACCUAUUGAAGGCAUUAUAUGUCAAUUUUGACAUCAGUAAGCUCUGA